Molecule: messenger RNA, 1521 nt
Organism: Magnolia sinica
Lineage: Eukaryota; Viridiplantae; Streptophyta; Magnoliopsida; Magnoliales; Magnoliaceae
Product: protein DETOXIFICATION 54-like
Exons: 2
Coding region: 1-1485 (494 amino acids)
Biological process (GO): xenobiotic detoxification by transmembrane export across the plasma membrane
Cellular component (GO): membrane
Molecular function (GO): xenobiotic transmembrane transporter activity; antiporter activity
Source: RefSeq, a predicted model, not a curated record
AUGGCGGAAGAUGAAGAAUCCGACCCGAUGAAGAUAUCCGAAUCAGUGAAUCGGGUCAUCAACGAGCUAAAAGAGCUGUGGUCCAUGGCGCUGCCAAUCACAGCCAUGAACUUAGUCAUAUAUAUCCGAGCCAUGCUCUCAGUCUUCUGUUUAGGACGGCUUGGAAGCUUAGAACUCGCUGGUGGAGCCUUCGCAAUCGGUUUCACAAACAUCACCGGGUACUCAGUCCUCUUUGGACUCGCAUCCGGACUCGAACCCGUUUGCAGCCAAGCAUACGGGUCCAAGAACUGGGACCUGAUUACCCUCUCCUUACAUCGAAUGGUCGUGAUCUUACUCAUUACAAGCCUACCCAUCAGCCUCUUAUGGUUAAAUAUCAAGAAGAUCAUGGUUUUGGUGGGCCAGGAUCAUGAAAUCAUGGCAAUCGCAGCCACUUACUGUAUGUACUCUCUACCUGAUCUGGUGAUUAAUGCAUUUUUACAACCAGUUAGAGUGUAUCUACGAUCACAAGGUGUGACGAAGCCGAUGAUGUAUUGUGCUGUGAUUGCUCUGAUCUUUGAUGUCCCACUCAAUGUACUGCUGGUGUUUGUUUUGAAAUGGGGUGUGCCAGGUGUGGCUAUUGCUGCUAUGUUGAGUAAUCUCAACAUGGUAUUGUUUUUGGUUGGAUAUCUACAGUUUUCAAAGGUCUGUGAGCCUACGUGGAGGGGUUGGUCAAUCGUGGCCGUUCAUCAGUUGUGGCCACUGUUGGAACUGGCGGUUCCCAGUUGUUUUGGGAUAUGCUUGGAGUGGUGGUGUUAUGAAAUCUUGACCGUUCUUUCAGGUUACUUGCCUAAUCCUAGAGUAGCUGUGGCUACUACGGCCAUCUUGAUGCAGACAACCAAUCUCAUGUAUACAGUGUCCAUGGCCUUGGGGUCAUGUGCUUCUACAAGGGUGGGGAACGAACUAGGAGCAGGAAAUCCAGACAAGGCCAGGCUCGCAACGAUGGUUGCAUUCGGAUGCGCAUUCUUGAUCGGAAUCUUCAACGUGGUAUGGACGACUGUCUUUAGACGACGAUGGGCGAUUAUAUUCACAAAUGAUGCUCCAGUGCUGGCAUUGGCAGCAUCUGUGAUGCCGAUUGUGGGGUUAUGUGAGCUUGGGAAUGGCCCACAAACAACUGGCUGUGGGGUCCUGCGAGGGACGGCCCGCCCUGCAAUUGGCGUGCGCAUUAAUCUCGCUUGCUUCUAUGUUCUUGGCAUACCACUAGCCAUUGUGCUCACAUUUUGGAUCAAGGUGGGAUACAUAGGAAUUUGGUUUGGGCUAUUGACAGCUGAGAUCAUGUGUGCACUUUCGAUUAUGUUUGUGGUGAUGAUGAAGACAGAUUGGGAGGUUGAGGCCCACCGAGCUAAGAAGCUUGCUAACGUUGAGAUGGGUGAUCAUUCUAGUAGUACUGUUAGGGAGCUUGAUGAAAUAGAAAGAAAUAGUCUUUUGGUUAGUGAUGAUGAUUUUUAAAUCUAUGUAUUUAUGUAUGUUUUCCUUUGGAUUUGA